AUGGGGAAAGUUCAUUUUGAAGGCAACAAUACCAAAGGAAAGAAAACUGAGUUUAGCUUAGUGCGGGUCAAAGGUACAUGGAAGCGUAAACUGGGAAAGAAGGUCAAUAAGGACACAGUGGACUGUGUCUCUGCUGCAAAAAUCUCCGAGAGCAUCACAGAGAAGGGUACCAGUUGGACAGUGGUCAGCCCCAUCAUCUUUACUUACAAGGUAACUGAGGCUCAGAACUUGCUGGACCCAUGCAACGACACACUCCUGCUGGGUCACAUCACCGACCCACAGCAGGUGGAGGACAUUAAAAAAUCCAGCAAACCACUCAAACGCUUUGUGGUCGUUGACCAGGAAGUCUACAAAAUCUACGGCGACAAGAUAACCGAGUACUUAGAAGCCAACAAUGUCCUGUACAAGAUCUUGGCUCUACCCACCACUGAGGAGAACAAAUCCAUGGAGAUGGCCUUAAAGAUCAUAGACGAGGUCAACAACUUCUCCAUCGACCGCCGCAGAGAGCCCAUCAUCGCCAUUGGUGGAGGGGUGUGCUUGGACAUAGUGGGCCUGGCUGCCUCACUCUACAGGAGACGCACCCCUUACAUCAGGGUCCCGACCACUCUGCUCUCCUACAUCGAUGCCAGCGUGGGGGCAAAGACGGGGGUUAACUUUGCAAACUGCAAGAACAAGCUGGGUGCCUACAUUCCCCCCGCCGCUGCCUUCCUCGACCUGUCCUUCAUAAAAACGGUUCCUCGACGGCACAUCUCCAACGGCCUGGCAGAGAUGUUAAAGAUGGCCUUGAUGAAGCACAGCGGCCUCUUUGAGAUCCUUGAGAAACAUGGCCGAAUGCUGCUGGACACUAAAUUCCAGGCUGAUAACAGUGUCGACGGACGCAACCGUGUACAGGCUGCAUCACAAGCAACUGGUAUAGCCAUCACGACCAUGCUCGAGGAGCUCGCCCCAAACCUUUGGGAGGAUGAUUUAAAUAGACUGGUGGACUUUGGACACCUUAUCAGUCCAGCAUUAGAGAUGAAAGUUCUCCCAUCUCUGCUGCAUGGCGAGGCGGUGAACAUUGAUAUGUCUUACAUGGUUUACGUGUCUCGAGAGAGCGGUCUGUUGACAGAAGAGGAGAAGCAGAGGAUCAUCAGCUGCAUGGUGGGCCUGGAGCUGCCUGUCUGGCAUGAGGCCUGCACCAUGGAGCUGAUACAGAAGUCUCUGCAGGACAGGCUGAAGCAUUCUGGUGGUCUGGCCAGGAUGCCUCUGCCCGUUGGUCUUGGGCAAGCAGAAAUUUUCAACAACACAUCUUAUGAGAUCCUGCACAGAGCUUAUGAAAAAUGGAGUGAUGAGCUGAGCGUCUCCUCUGACAGCUGUUAA
This is a messenger RNA of Seriola dumerili (greater amberjack), 1359 nucleotides long. RefSeq names its product 2-epi-5-epi-valiolone synthase-like (gene eevs). NCBI's taxonomy places the organism in Eukaryota, Metazoa, Chordata, Actinopteri, Carangiformes, Carangidae. The record is from RefSeq and is a predicted model, not a curated record. Gene Ontology annotation, biological process: antibiotic biosynthetic process. The transcript has 5 exons. The coding region runs from base 1 to 1359 and encodes 452 amino acids. Gene Ontology annotation, molecular function: 3-dehydroquinate synthase activity.